AUGUUGGGAACAUUGGAUCCGGAACUGAAGUGUGAGUGGAAGAAACAUGUAGGGCCCUUGGUACAUGCUUACAACAGUACACGGCAUGAACAGACUGGCUAUAGUCCAUUCUACCUUAUGUUUGGGAGGAGGCCAUGGUUGCCAGUGGACUUAACUUUUGGGAUUGAGAGAAAGGAGAAGAAUUCAAGCCCGUGUAAAUAUGCGGAUGAGCUAAGAACCAGACAAAAGUCAGCUUAUGAUGUUGCCACAAUGAGUGCGGAUAAAGCUCGGGGGAGACAAAAUGAUAACUACGACAGACGGGUACGCGGUUCGAGCAUAGUGUGUGAUGAUAUAGUGUUAGUUAAGAAGUUGGUGCAUGAAGGGAAACAUAAGCUUGACAACAAGUGGGGAGAUAGAGUGUAUGUGAUUGAACAACAAGAGAACACCGAAAUACCGCUAUUCACUGUCAGGCCGGAAACAGGAACAGGUCGUAUAAGGAAGCUCCACAGGAAACUGCUACUACCAGUAGGAGAGUUAUUCUCCACUGUUGAUGAGAGCGGGGAUGUGGACCCUGAUCCUGUGAUUCUGAAGCCAAGACUUACACGGAACGGAUCUAUGGAUACUGUGGAGAAGCUAGUCAUCAAUGGAGCUGAUGAUGGUCCAACAGCUGAUCUAGUUAGCACUUCAUCCAGUGCUGAAGGGGCUAGAAAAGUUGGCAUGGACACUGGAGUUUCUUCUGACGUGGAUGAUGACCCAUUGUCAGAUGAAACUGAGGGUGGGAGCGGUGCUGAUGACGAUCAGACCUCUACUGCAGAGGAUCACCAGACGUCGCCCGGGAGGGUCCUCAAUGUAACGUAA
Pecten maximus is the source of this 837-nucleotide messenger RNA. RefSeq lists its product as uncharacterized. The coding region runs from base 1 to 837 and encodes 278 amino acids. Gene Ontology annotation, molecular function: nucleic acid binding. The transcript has a single exon. The record is from RefSeq and is a predicted model, not a curated record. NCBI's taxonomy places the organism in Eukaryota, Metazoa, Mollusca, Bivalvia, Pectinida, Pectinidae.